Penicillium atrosanguineum is the source of this 2445-nucleotide messenger RNA. Its product is annotated as sugar transporter. The record is from RefSeq and is a predicted model, not a curated record. Gene Ontology annotation, molecular function: DNA binding; zinc ion binding; DNA-binding transcription factor activity, RNA polymerase II-specific. Gene Ontology annotation, biological process: regulation of DNA-templated transcription; DNA-templated transcription. NCBI's taxonomy places the organism in Eukaryota, Fungi, Ascomycota, Eurotiomycetes, Eurotiales, Aspergillaceae. Bases 1 to 2445 code for a protein of 814 amino acids. The transcript is spliced from 2 exons.
AUGAAUUCAUCCAAUGUAUUGGGGGAUUCUACGCCCGACACCAAUACCUCGGUGCCUUCCAGCCACACCGGCCCGUUAUGGCUUUCAUCUAUGAGCUCCAUGUCGCCGCCGCCGCCGGAGAAUAUCUAUGGCCAGAACGUAUUCUACCCUCCGAUGCCUGCAAAUCGCUCGUGGGAGAACCCUUCCGCGUCCCCUAGAUCGACCGCGCGCCUGGCAGAUCCGGCAGUGCAUAAGGUCGCUAUUCCCCGUCUUGCGGCUCCUACAGGCAUCCGUGGACGACGUCGUUCGGCACGGGCGUGCGAGGCUUGUCGAACGAGAAAAACUAAAUGUGACGGUGCCAGACCGACGUGUGGGCAGUGUGCUUAUCAUAAAAAUCGCUGCGCCUACGAAGAUGUGAAGCGCGUUCGCGAUCAGAAGAUGCUCGACGUUUUGGCGCGGAGAGUUGAUCGGUAUGAAACAUUGUUGCGCAGUUUGGAGGGAGAGAGUGAUCCGGCUACGACGCGGAGGAUUCGGAAAGCGCUGAUGGCCAAGGAUGAUAAAUCCUCAAAGAACAAUGUCGACGAUUCUGACUCCGAUUCCUCCAUCGGCUCUCUCGAAGACGUGGACCUAGUCGAUGAGGAUAUCAAUCGAAACGAAAACACUCGCGCGGCGGGGUACUUUGGCAAGAACUCUGAAAUUGCGUGGAUGCAACGCCUGGAAGAUGGAAUAGAGAACGACAGUCGACAGCAAUCAAUCGCAACCUCGCGGUCCGAGAGCACCAGUGAAACGACAUCCCGUCCGCAAGAGAAUGUCGUCCGAGAUACUCCCAUAGCCGUGAUGAACUAUCAUCUCGAUGAUCUGGAUAUACCCAUUGCAAAGGAUGUAGAUCCCUUCCUUGUGCCGCCACGCGAGGUUGCUGAUGAAUAUCUGAACGCGUAUAUGGCUUUCGUCCAUCCCAUUUUCAGUGCUGUUCGAAAGCCGGCUUUUAUCUCACAGUAUCGCCAAUUCUUUGAUCGAUCGGCUAAGCCGCCAAGAAAGUGGUUGGGCAUUCUUAACAUGAUAUUUGCGAUCGGGUGUCGAUACUCCAAACUCACGGGGUUCACUAAUGCGCCCCAUGGGAAUGAUCUAAUAUUCCUGUCCCGAGCUUGGAAGCUGGGCAUACAGAGCAAUGUUCUUCUUGAGCAUACAGAUCUUCAGCAAAUCCAGCUGGAGUUCUUGGUUGCGGUCUACCUCCUCUGCCUAGGACAAGUCAACAGGGCAUCUAAGUUCUCCGGCUUGGCCCUUCGAUCCGCCCUAUCCCUAGGCAUUAACCUCCGUCUGACAGACGACCGCACUCAUAACGCCUCCAAAGAAGCACGCUGUCGCCUAUGGUGGUCCAUCUACUCCCUAGAACACCUCCUAACCUCGAUGCACGGCCGGGCCUCCGGCGUUGGCGAAAGCUUAUGCUCUGUACCCGCCCCCAUCCCAAUCGAAGAAGAAUACUUUGAGCAACCUGACGUCCAGCGCCUCUUCCACGACCACCAAGCACGCGAAGCCCAACUGCGCGCAACACUCUUCGACACACAGAACAACCACUCAUCCCAACCUAACUCAUCAACCUGGAUCUCACAAUGCGUCCCAUCCUCCUCCCUCUUCUUCUACUACCUCGUCGACCUAGCCCUAAUCUCCCAAUCCGUCCUUAACAAAGUCUACAGCAUCGAAGGAGUCCGCGAAGGGACCUCCCAAACAGAAUAUCGUCUCCAAAAAUUUUCAACCCUUAUGGACCGCUGGCUCGCGAAACUCCCUUCAAAUUACCAAUUCACCAUUCCCUCCUCCGGCCCCUGGCACCUCAAUCACCCAAAACUAGACGACACCUCCGCACCUUACGUCCGCGAAUGCAUCUGUCUAGCAAUGUCCUACUAUUCCUCCCGAAUCACCCUCUGCCGCCCAUGUCUCUCUCACACCCAAUCCCAUAAUUCAAGUGAAUCCGGCUCAAACCUCCGCUCUGACAUGGCUACACAAUGCCUCCAAGCCGCAUGCGCUCUCAUCUCCAUCCUCCCUGAAUCCCAAGAUAUCUCCUGGCUCGCCCGCGUCACGCCAUGGUGGAGCAUUCUCCAUUUCCUAAUGCAAGCCACGACUGCACUCCUACUCGGCUUAUCAAGCGCCUCCGUUUCACAUAGUUCCGCAUCCGCGUCUUCUUUGUCCAUCCCGUUGAAUGGGCAAGAUCUCGCGGCAGUGAUCGUUGAGACUCGCAAGGUCUUCUUCUGGAUCCACGCUAUGGCUGCUGUGGAUCCUGCGGCUAGACGGGCUUUCUUACUCAUUGAAGGCGUUAUGAGGAGGAUUGCGGGACCGUUGAAUCUGGACUUGAAGGAGUGGCCUUCUUCGAAAUCUCUGGCGACGUUUGGUGCCGAUGGGGCGGCGAGGAUGGAGGGGUUGGAUGAGUUGGUUGAUUUCGAGGGGACAGGGUCUUUUGGGGAUGCCGAGUGA